UUCAAUUUUAUACUUCAAACGAGAAUUUAAAGAAAUAUACAAAUGUUUAAUAGAUCUAGGAUAUGUACAGCCUUAGUUUAAAAUUCAUGAUUGUAAAUCUUUUUAAUGAGGUCAUUUCUAAGAGAACAAACAGAAAUCAGCAUCUGCUGCAUUGAUAGCGCUGUAAAUAUCCACAUGUAACAUAUAUAUAUUGCAGUAUUGGACUUUUGGACAUACAUACACAUACAAAUGUCAUGUAUGUAGUCUGCAACAAAAAGUUAUGAAUUUGAAGUGAUCAACUAUGGAAAAUGAAUUAACUAAGCGUGACCAUAUUGGUGUGCAGGAUUUUGUCUUACUUGAGGAUUAUGAACACCCUGAAGCCUUCGUAGAGAACUUGAAGAAAAGAUUUACAGAAAAUCUUAUUUAUACUUACAUAGGACCAGUUCUAGUAUCAGUUAACCCAUACCAUCAGUUAGAUAUCUACAACGAUGAAAUUAUACAAACAUAUAGAAAUGUCAACUUCUAUGAGUUGCCACCACACAUAUAUGCUAUUGCUGAUGCCGCCUUUAGAACCAUGCGAUCAGAGACCCGUGAUGUUUGUGUCCUUAUUUCUGGAGAAUCCGGUGCAGGAAAGACAGAGGCUUCUAAGAAGAUUUUACAUUAUAUAGCAGCCAGCAGUGUUCACUCAAAAGAUCUAGAGAGAGUAAAGGAACGCCUUCUGCAGUCAAAUCCUUUAUUAGAGGCCUUUGGAAAUGCUAAAACAAACAGAAAUGACAAUUCCAGUAGAUUUGGGAAGUACAUGGACAUACAGUUUGAUUUUAAGGGAGGUCCAGUAGGGGGACAUAUAUUGAACUACCUUUUGGAGAAGUCCAGAGUUGUGCAUCAUUCAGAAGGGGAGAGGAAUUUCCAUAUAUUCUAUCAGCUGGUCCAGGGAGCCACACCCAUGUUACUGAGUAAACUGAAGAUUCAAAAAGACCCUGAGUUGUACCAUUACUUAAAACAGGGAAACAGUACAAAAGUAGAUUCUUUGAAUGACCAUAAAGAUUUCCAUGCUGUGAAAAUAGCCAUGGAAGUUUGUGACUUCUCCAAACAAGAUCAAGAUGCUGUGUUUUCUAUAGUUGGAUCAGUUUUACACUUGGGUAAUCUAAAGUUUGAGGACACGAAAGAUGGACAAGCAUAUAUUUGUGAUAAAGCUCCAGUAGAAAUCAUUUCACAGUUACUGGGAUGUCCUGAAGAGAUAUUGGUCUCUGCCUUACAGAACAAAACUAUUGAAGCUAAUGGAGAAAAGUUGAAAUCCUCAUUAACAAAGGAACAAGCCUUGUAUGCCAGAGAUGCCUUGGCCAAGGGAGUGUAUGACAGAUUGUUUACUUGGAUUGUCCAGAAAAUCAAUGAAUCAUUGAGUAGUAGGAGAAGAUCUAAAUGUAAUCUGAUGGGAUUGCUAGAUAUUUAUGGUUUUGAAAUAGUUGGUGUUAAUAGUUUUGAACAAUUUUGUAUUAACUUCUGUAAUGAGAAAUUACAACAGCUAUUUAUAGAACUGACAUUAAAAUCAGAACAAGAGGAGUACCAGAGAGAAGGAAUUGAGUGGGAACCAGUACACUAUUUUAACAACAAAAUAAUAUGUGAUCUUGUGGAAGGUAAACCGAUUGGUAUCAUCACAUUGCUGGAUGAGGAAUGUUUAAGACCAGGUGAUACUACUGAUAUAACAUUCCUAGACAAACUAUCUGAGACUAUUGGGACACACCCACAUUUCCUGUGCCAUGCAAGAGCAGAUAACUCUACCAGGAAGACCAUUGCCAGAGAUGAGUUUAGACUCAUCCAUUAUGCUGGGGAAGUAACAUAUAAUGUCAAAGGUUUCUUAGAUAAAAACAAUGAUCUGCUGUUUAGAGAUUUAAAAGAGGCUAUGAGUGAGACAUCCAAUCCUAUUUUGUCCAAAUGUUUCCCUAAAUCAGAGUUGUACAACAAGAAGAGACCAGAUACUGCAGGGACCCAGUUUAAAAAUAGUUUGUCACAGCUGAUGGUUAUAUUGAUGUCAAAAGAACCUUCAUAUGUCAGAUGUAUUAAACCUAAUGACUUCAAAAUGAGAGGUGUUUUUGAUGAGAGAAUUGUGCAUCAUCAGGUGAAAUAUUUAGGUCUAAUGGAGAACCUUAGAGUAAGGAGAGCUGGCUUUGCUUACAGGAGACCUUAUGAAGUCUUUCUCAGAAGGUAUAAAUGUUUAUGUCCAGAGACAUGGCCUCACUACAGAGGUUCAGCCAAGGAUGGUGUAGAGAUAUUGGUACAACAUCUAGACUAUGAUCCAGAGGAGUUCAGACUUGGCAAGACAAAGCUGUUUAUAAGAUUUCCUAGAGUACUGUUUGCAACAGAAGAUGCCUUCCAGCACAGAAAACAUGAUUUAGCGACAGCUGUGCAGGCACAGUACAGAGGGUUUGCACAGAAGAAGAAAUACAAAAAACUUAGAUCUUCAACUAUAAUAUUGCAGAGCUACUGGAGGAGAUAUCAAGCCAAGAAACUGAUGGAGAAAAGAAAACAUGCUACACAAGUUAUACGCAAAUUUAUCAAUGGAUUUAUACACAGAAAGGAAGCAGAAUGUGAUGAGAACAGAGAAUUUAUACAGUGUACAAAACACAAUUAUCUCUAUAAAAUACAACGGAAUCUACCGAAAACUGUUCUAGACAAAAGCUGGCCAUCUGCACCAUCCCUUUUACAAGAGGCAUCAUCCUUACUUCGAACAUUGUGUAUGAAAAACCUUAUAUUGAAAUAUAUGAAGAAGGUCACACCUGGCUAUAAAUCAAAGAUGGAAGAAAAGGUAGAAGCAGAAUCUCUAUUUAAAGGAAAAAAAUCCUUGUAUGCUGACAGUGUCAAAAAUAUGUUUGAAGACAGCAGAUUAGAUGAACAUCAUGAAAGAUUGAUCUCUUCAGUGUUUGAUUCCAAGGUUAAGUCCAUGGAAGAGAAGGUCAAGUACUCUUCUGUAGUAACAAAGUUUGAUCGUCAUGGUUACAAACCCAGAAAGAGACUGAUGAUAUUAACAGACAAACAUCUAUAUUUAGUAACAGAUAAAGACUGUGCACUAAAAGACAAAAUACAGUAUGAUCAGAUCACAGGUAUAUUAUCCAGUUGCCAUGGUGAUGGAUUGUUUAUUGUAACUGUAAGCCCUGACGAAAAUGGAGUAAAGGGUGAUUUGAUACUUAGAAGUGAGGAAGUUAUUGAGGUUAUAACAAAGCUUGCCAUGAUAGGAAAGAAAUCAGACGUUGUGCAAGUCAUCAGUGAUCAGAGCAUUAGCCAUGGGCUUUCUGGUGGUAAAGCUGGAACUAUAGACUUUGUUAAAGGUCCAGUUGAUAGUAUGAAGAAAGGCAAAAAUGGACAUUUUUGUGUGAUUGUUGCACAUUAAUUCAAAGAAAUAAUAUAGGAGCAAUUUCAAAAGAGCUGAAUCUAAAGAAUUCCUGUGGAUAAAUUCCUUGCCAGCAGCAUCAAGAAGAUUUAUAUUGUUUAUUGUUCUAGUCCAGCAUUAGUGUAAAACAAGACAUUCAUGUGUUUUUGGCAGUCAUAGCCACCUUGAAAGACUGUAAUGUUAUUCAAGUAACUAUUGGUAGGAAUCAAUUACUGUAAAAGUACUCCAUCUUUUUCUUUAACCAAUCAUGGGUACCAGUUUUGUUAGUACUUUUAAGAUCUUGUAGUUGUUGUUUUAGUUGAAAUGGGAUUUUUGAUUUGUGGUUUCAGGUUCGAAAAAUUAAAAAUUUUGUGUGACUCUUUAGAUAUUAAAAGAUAUAAGAAUUCUUUAUUUUGAUGAACUUUGAAUCCAUGAAAAAUUGAUUCUCUGUAAAUUGAAAUACUUUUACAGGAAUCCAUAUGUAAUUUGUCAUUUGUUGUAGGUCAUUGAAUUGUUACCGUAGUCAUUUAUACAGCUGUCAAACUUGUAAAGUAAUACAGUUGAAUCUUGUUAUUUUGUCCCCCAAACAAGUCUGCUUUUCAUUUACUUAAGAUUAAAUGAAUAGACGUUUUAAGGACGGAAGAAAUAACUUGACCACACUACAUAUGUGAAAAAAAAUAUUUGUGCAGCAUGUCUUAUUUUUGCCUCAAUGUGGUUUAGUCUUUGUUCAUUAUAUAAUGUAUUGAUUUCGUAAUUCAGUUUUUCGUUGAUGAACACUUAGAGUAAAAAUAUGAUGACUGCAGCCAAUAUUUCCAUGUUUAAAAAAUUGCAGGUGCUUGUUGAUGUUUACUUGCCACUGUAUUCACACAUUUAAGAUCCACUUUAUUGUGUUCAUUGAAAUAUAGGGCUCAGGAGUCGGUUUCACAAAAAAACUUACGAGUAAGAUUGAUCGUAAGUAUACUGAAUUAUUUAUGACUUACAAUCAAUCUUAGUCGUAAGUUUUUUUGUGAAACCGACUCCUGUGCUCUACCUAAUGAAAAAUAAAAAAAUUGAAAUAUGAAUUGGUAAUCAUUUAUUAUUUAUUACAUUUAACUUUACCAUCUCAAUUUUGAAAUAUAGACGAACAUUUUUUUGUGUGUAAAUUUAUUAAUAUUCGUUUUUCGAAGAUUUCAAGAUUUUUGAUAAUUAUCAUUGAUAAACAUGGCUUAUAGAUGAUUUAUUACCAUAGUAAUUUGUAAAAUUGUCAGUUGAAUUAGUACUGAAAACUUUCCUAUAUGUUAUUACCAUCAAAAGUAAUCAGAUUUAAAAAAAACCAAAACAACAUUUUGUUAUUAAAGGCAAAAAUAACUGCGUUUACACCUUGAAAGUUAUGCACAGUGCAGACAAACCAGUUGGACUAGAAAAUGUUUAAGGCAGGACCUAGAUAUGUAUAAAUGUUGAGUGAUUUUGUGUUUCAUAAUUAUAUAAUUUCUUGGAUUUACAGUUCAUUGCAAAAGAUGGUUAAAUAAAUAUGCAUCUGAAUUGGUUCAACUGUCAGCUGUUUAGAUAAACUAUUGUUGUGCAUAUAUUUACAGUAAUGCUAUAAUAAUACAAUAAAAUACAAUUAUUACCUGAGAAAACAUCUAAAAAAUUGUACCCUACUCAGUUUAUAUUGAUGCCUUCUGUAGUAAUAAGAAAACAAAUGCACUUUAAAAACAGGAAUUUUUAAAAAGUUUUUUGAAACGCAAAAUACUUUAAUAAUUUAUACAUUUAGGUUCUUCUAUUCACACUUUUCCAGUUUCACACUUUUGUCUGCACGCAGUAUACAUUUUGUAGUGCAAAUAUAACAAUUUUUGCCAAAAGACUACGAUGAACCUUAGCAUUUCACAGAAAGUACGUUAUAGAUUACUCUGUAGUUCAUAACUUAUUAGAAUAUUACAUUAUUUUAUUAAGUCUAGUCACCAAACUUUUCUUUCCAAAUCUAAGAGAGUUAAUUCUUUAAAGUGAAUUAUUUGUAUAACUUCAGUAGUAUCACCUGAUUUGGUGUAGUUUAACUGGUGCAGAAUUAUUUAUAUAUAUAGAUUGUACCACUUAUCGAGUGUGAUACGAUAUUUAUCCACUAGAGACCGUUAAAUUUUGAAAAUUGUCAAGAGUGGAUAAAUAUCGUAUUGCACAAGAUUUGGUGGUGGAAUCUAAUGAUUUUUUAAUGAUAUGCCCUUCCUUUCGAAUGAUCUGCAAAAAGAUGUGUUCUUUCUAUGUGAUGUCAUUAGGCAUGGUCGCCUUUUUUCAUGAAGUCACAAUAGGAAAUUCAGAGGAAAGCAAGAAAAUAGAAUUUUGACCAAUGAAGAACAGAGAUCAAAACAACCACACGUUGAUUAAAUAAAAAUAAUCAAGAGGUCAGGAAAAGGAUAAAUCUUGUAAGAAUUAGUGAAAUAUAUAUAUAUUAUUUCGAUCAAUACUAGUCUAAGAUAUAUUUGUAUUUAUCAGUUUCCUUGCAUGAAUUGAAGUUUUACAUUUGUUAUAAUUUGACAACCUUGGCUUUUAUGUUAAUUUGUAUAAUCUAUAAAUAUUUUCAUCCACUUAUUUGCUAGGUUUCACAUUUGAAUUGGUGCAUUAAAAUUUCUACGACAUAUUGUGCAAUUAAUUGUGAUACUGUUAUUGGUUAAAUGUAUAUUUGUAUAGAAACAUUGUGUUCAUUUGCAAUAAGGAUCUCAUCAAGAGGCUGAACAUGAUGAAUAAAAUGAUGAUCAUAUUUAUUCUUUCACCAAACACACUGACAUUUUCUGAAAAGUUGUGAGUUGUAAAAAUAGAAUAUGAUAAUUUUACAUGAAAAGCCAUUCAACGCUGCUCAUGACAGUGUCUUACAGUGAAAAGUUCAGGUUCACAACAGAAAUGAUAUUAAGAUGGUGGAUUUAGUCUCAGUAUAUUGUAGCUUACCAGAUAUUGUUGGGAGCCUCCAUAUAUUUUUUCAAAAGAGGUAGGACCAAUUUCUCCUGUAUUUGUUUCAAUCACAGGGUCGAACUCUAAAAGUUUUUAAAUCCUACUGGAAAUUAGAACUACCUCAUAAAAAAAACCCAACACCAUAAGCCAAUUCUAACUUUGAAGUCUAAUAUUCCAAUUUGAAAAAGAAAAGAAAAAAAAGAAUAUUAAGAGGAAGAUUGAAACAGGUAUCAGAAGUUGACAACUAUGUCUACAACCACAAGAUGUCAAUCAUCUUCAAAAUAUUUACUAUGCAAGGUGAUUUAUAAAAAGAUAUUCCUGAUCUAUUCAACCUGUGCAGAUGAAUAGCUAAAGUAAAUAUUCGCUGUGUAUUUUUAUAAUGCUUAAUAGUUAUAAUUGUUAUGUAAUAUACUUUGUAAAGUUUGUAAAAUUUGAUGUAUAUUCUGUGAUAAAUGUUCUUUGUGGCAUUUGUAUAAAUCGUUUGAUGAGAGAGAAUAUUAUGUAUAUUGUGUGAUUAAUGUAUUUUGUGGUGUUUGUAAAAAAAUCAUUUGAUAAGAAAAAAUUGAUGUAUAUUCUGUGAUCCUUCCCAUAAUGUGAUUCUCAAUUUAAAAUGAAUUUUUAGUAUGUGAUCUGUGAUUUCAUUGUGGUGCUUUGUAUAUUUAUAUUUUGUUGUAAAUUAUGAAUAUAUAUAUUUACACAUAUAUUAAUUUAUUAAAUUUGAAAUUUAAAAAAAA
Molecule: messenger RNA, 6996 nt
Organism: Mytilus californianus (California mussel)
Lineage: Eukaryota; Metazoa; Mollusca; Bivalvia; Mytilida; Mytilidae
Product: unconventional myosin-Ic-like
Exons: 31
Coding region: 281-3364 (1027 amino acids)
Biological process (GO): vesicle transport along actin filament; actin filament organization
Cellular component (GO): myosin complex; plasma membrane; vesicle
Molecular function (GO): microfilament motor activity; actin filament binding; ATP binding
Source: RefSeq, a predicted model, not a curated record